Molecule: messenger RNA, 1607 nt
Organism: Metopolophium dirhodum (rose-grain aphid)
Lineage: Eukaryota; Metazoa; Arthropoda; Insecta; Hemiptera; Aphididae
Gene: Cib2
Product: calcium and integrin-binding family member 3
Exons: 5
Coding region: 223-792 (189 amino acids)
Molecular function (GO): calcium ion binding
Source: RefSeq, a predicted model, not a curated record
CGUGUCAUUGCUCGGCCCGUUUCGGAUACACGUUUGUACUUCACUGUGCACGGACGACGUCGGUUAUAACAACCCUCCUCUCGUGCCGACAAAAUUUCCCACGAAUCAUUUCUGUUUUCGGUCCGAGACCGAUCGCGCCGCGGAUUUAUGGUCUUCUCGUAGCGGCGCGGGUUCAUUACAGCGCGACGUGUGCAGUGUAGCUCCACGGGCGGCGGCGACGCUAUGGGCAACAAGGCGAUGACUUUCACCGAAUCUCAGCUCGAAGACUACCAGGACUGCACUUUUUUCACCAGGAAGGAAAUACUUAGAGUGUAUAAAAGAUACAGAGCGAUUUGUCCUGAAGUAGUGCCCAAGAAAAUGACCGGAGACGAACCAGUGAAAAUCCGCGUGCCACAGGAACGAAUCGAACAGUUGCCAGAACUUAAGGAAAACCCAUUUAAAGAACGUAUAUGUCAGGUAUUCUCAAAAGAAGGCAAUGGGUCAUUGAGUUUUGAAGAUUUUUUAGACUUGUUGUCGGUGUUUAGCGAACAGGCUCCUAGGCAAAUCAAAGUUUACUACGCCUUUAAGAUUUACGAUUUCGACGACGACCAUCACAUCGGUCCAGCUGACCUUGAACAAGUGCUGAAGCUGUUGACGCGCAGUCAAUUGUCAGCUGAGGAGAUCGUUCAGGUGUGCGAAAAAGUCAUUGAAGAAGCAGACGUAGACGGCGACGGAAAAUUGUCGUUUAUGGAAUUCGAACACGUUAUACUAAGAGCACCGGAUUUUUUGGGCACUUUUCACAUCAGAGUGUAGGCAAACGCCACACAUCAAUGUCAAUUAAAAACCACUUAAAAUUUGAAAUGUUUACGUUUAAUUUUAUUAGUCUAAAAAUAGUAUGUACAAAAAGAAAACUAAGACAUAAUAAAUUGAGCUUUGAGACAUAUAAUAUAGGUAAUUACAUUUUGGGACAUGCGCUCAAGACUUAAUAAAUGUUUUUAAACGUUCAUUUAUAAUAUAGUUUUAUGGUAGAUAAUUGAUACUCAGGUUCAAGUGUACAACUAUAAUAUAGAUAAUCUAAAUACUUUUCGACACAAUUUCUUGGCCCGUAGUAAGGUGUUGUACAAUGAAUGGGAACAAACAAACAACAUUGAGGUAUGAUAAAUUCUCCUAAUAAAAAUGUCUUUCAUUUGAAAAUUACAUUAAAUACAAAUUCAAGGGACUCAAUAUAAAUAAUUUAAGAAACACAAAUGUAAAAACUAAAUAGUAGGUAUUACAUAGAUAGAAAAAAAAAUGUUCAACAACAAGAUUUUAUCACUUGUUACUUCAUUUUUUGAGUAUAAUAAAUCGAUUAAUACUAAAACGUUUUUGUUUUUUUUUCCAAUCUAAUCAAACAACUAAUUACUAAUUAUUUUAUUAAAACAAUCAGUCAAUUAUGUAAUCUGGACAAUGUUACAGACAUUCAAAAUUAAGUUUUGAAAAAAAAAUAAUUGUCGAGUCAAUUAUUUGUUGCGUGUAUUAUUCACAUGAAAUGUUUCAAUAGUACAAGUUUUCAUCAAUAUUAACUAAAUAAUAUAAAAAUUGGGCUACAGAGUACAGGUAUUAAUACCAAAACAUUUCAUGUUAUUUUA